GAUUACCUGCCCGCCAGCUUUGACGCAGAGAGCAAGCAACACAUUCCCGGUUGCCUUCAACACACACGAGAGCAGAUUCUCUCUGAUAUCCAUGAUUGGAUUGAUCAUGAAAGCGAAAAGCGUAUUUACUGGCUCAGUGGCAUGGCAGGUACAGGAAAAUCUACAAUUUCUCUAACGAUUGCACGCGAAUACUAUAAAAGGAAGCAAUUGGGAGCAAGCUUCUUCUUUUCCAGGGGUGGUGGUGAUCUCGCAUCAACCAAGAAGUUCGCGACUACUAUGGCCGCUCAGCUCGCGGAGCAUUCUCUAGUAUUACGACAGCAUAUCAUGGACGCUUUCGCAUCGAACGCUCGGAUUGAUCACCUCGCAUUGUAUAACCAGUGGGAGAAGCUUAUCAUGGAGCCUCUCCGCUUGCUAGAGUCGAACUCUAUCCAGUCUCCGCUUCUCAUUAUAGUCGAUGCACUUGACGAAUGCGACAACGAAAGAGACAUGGUAAUGUUGAUUGAAUGCUUUGCGAGCAUUAUUUCGACGGUCAAAAAGAUACCACUCCGAAUUUUUGUUACAAGCAGGCCGGAUCGACCAAUUGAUCUUGGAUUUGAGGGCAUAUCCGUCAGCUCACGUCAACAUUUCGCCCUUCACAGCAUUGAACAGGCAAUCGUGGAUGGCGACUUGGAGAUAUACUAUCGUCAUCAGCUGACGCAAAUAUCCCAGAGACAUUGCUGGAAUGACAACGUAAUAUCUGAUGAGGUGAUUCAUACUCUCGUGCAAAAAUCACAUGGGUUGUUUAUCUAUGCCGCUACAGCUUGCCGAUUUAUCAAUGAAGGAGGCAUCCUCGCAGAAGAGCGGCUCUUGAAUCUGUGUGCCACUGGACCUUCUACUUUCGAAGCCGAAAAGGGACUUGAUAGCAUCUAUAACACAGUUUUGGAAAACUCGUUCAGCGAGCAAUUGGAUCCUGGCGAAGUUGCAAUAUUGCAGCAAAAGUUUCAAAAAGUUGUCGGAUCAAUUUUGGUGUUGUUUGAUACAUUCACCCUGAGUGAUAUCGUCAAUUUUAUCAAAGAGCCAAAGACGAGGGUCAUAUCAAUACUCAAUAAGCUCAAAUCUGUGUUGGAUUUUGCGGAAGACGACGGAAAGCAAAUCGAUAUCCUUCACCCUUCUUUUAGAGACUUUCUACUUGAUUCAAGAAGAUGCUCAAACCAGUUAUUCGGGAUUUUCACCAAGCAGGUUCAUUAUGAUCUAUUCGAACGUUGUUUAGCUAUCAUGCAUGGUUUUCUACAUAAAGACAUGUGCAAACUAAAAAAGCCAGGGGUAAAGGCACGAGAUGUUUCCAAAGCCCAAGUGGAUCAACAUAUACCUCUCUCGGUUCAGUAUGCUUGCAGUUACUGGAUGCGACAUCUUCAGCAAAGUGGGCAAGACUGGAAAAGUCAUGAAGGCAUGGUGGAUUUCUUCCGAGCUGAUUUCCUCGGUUGGCUUGAAGUUCUCGCUCUCUUGGGUCGGCUAUCCGAGGGAAUGACUAUGUUGUCAGAGCUUCGAUGGCCCCGGGCGAAGGCCCCCAACACCGUUGCCAAGGUCCUCGGCGAGCUCAUACGCGACGCCAAGAGAUUCGCCUAUUAUCAUAGUCGCAUUAUCGAAGAAGCGCCGUUGCAAUUGUAUUGCUCAGCGCUCCUGUUUAGUCCCGAGCAAAGCCUUAUUCGUCAAAUAUACCAUGACCAAGUUCCAAACUGGAUCACCGCUUCAUUCGAGAGGCGCGACACAUGGCCCACAUAUACGCAGAUUCUGUGGCACCCACCGGGGUUUAUAUCAUUUGUAUUCUCACCAGAUGGCAAAUAUUUAGCAUCUGGGUGUGACGAUGGAACUGUUUGGCUAUGGGACGUCGUGACAGGUGCAAAUCAGCGCAUUCUUAGGGGUCAUUCAGAUUGUGUGAAUUCAGUUGCCAUCUCUCCCGACAGUCAACUCAUUGCCUCUGCGUCGUGGGACCGUACAAUCCGGCUCUGGAAUUCUACGACUGGCGCAUUUCAGGAUGAAAUUUUGAGCCAUGAUCACACGGCUUGGUGCCAUGAUAGGUCGAGUUGUCAGGUUGCAUUUUCACCAGAUGGUGCCUCGCUUGUGUUACGCUCGACUAUGAGUGCCAUCGGUUAUAGUAACAUAUCGCUGUGGAAUAUUUGCAAAACAGGGACAUCAGUGUUCCAUAGCAAGAACGCAGACGAUCGCAAUCGACACAUAUUCUCUCCCGAUAAUAAGCUCCUUGUCCUUUUAACCAGGCAGGAUUCUAUGCAAAUUUGGGAUAUACAGAAGAGAGCUACGAUAUACGAGAUCCAGGUUACCAGGCUUAGACGCAUGGCGUUUUCGCUUGACUCCAAGCUUAUCGCAGCUAUCGUUUCGGAUGAGCAAUUAUACGUGUUCGACCUCGAAGCAAGUGGUCAUUUAACCAAGGUCGAGAGAAAUUUCAUUUUCGUCACUAAUAUGCAAUUCACACACGAAAACCGACUUCUUGUGGCUAACGGUUGGAAUCCGAGUCGGACUGAGGUUUUGGAUAUCCACACAGGAAGAACUCUGCGUGUCUUCCAUCCGAAUAAUGAUGCCCGUUCCUAUGGCGGUGAAAAAUAUCGAAAGAUAAUUUUUCAGACUGCUGACAUUAUUGUGACAUCCGAUGGAGGAGACUUUACAGUUGAAGUAUGGGAUUUAGAAACCGGCGAAUUGAGAAUAAGUCUAGAA
Molecule: messenger RNA, 2709 nt
Organism: Trichoderma virens Gv29-8
Lineage: Eukaryota; Fungi; Ascomycota; Sordariomycetes; Hypocreales; Hypocreaceae
Exons: 3
Biological process (GO): positive regulation of protein phosphorylation; rescue of stalled cytosolic ribosome
Cellular component (GO): cytosol; nucleus
Molecular function (GO): protein kinase C binding; translation regulator activity; ribosome binding
Source: RefSeq, a predicted model, not a curated record